GUCAUGAUGGACAAUCAGCUGCCCCUCACAUCACCGGAUGAAUGUGAUGUUGGGAUUUCCUCAGAGGGGUCUCAGGCUUCCUCUGAUUAUGAUGGAGAAGAAUAUGGAUCCAAAACUAAAUCUCAGGGAGGAAAGACUUAUUCAUGCCCGGAGUGCGGUCGAGGAUUUAAAGUGAAACGUUAUCUGCGAAGACACAUGAAAGUUCACAUCGGUGAGACUUUUCCCUGUAAAGAGUGCGGGAAAUGUUUUACACGGAGUGAUAGACUAAAGGAACACAUGAGAAACCACACCGGGGAAAAGCUGUAUACUUGUACAAUGUGCGGGAAAAGUUUUUCUCGGAAAUAUAGACUCACCAGACACAUGAAGACCCACACAGAUGAUGACUUGCAUCCCUGUCCAGACUGCAGCCAGAGCUUCAGUAAGAAAAGUGGUCUUUGCAGCCAUCAGAAAAUUCACAUGGUCAAGAAAAUCCAUUCAUGUUCGGAGUGCGGGAUUUCUUUUGAUACUCUAUGUGAGUUUACCAUACACCAGAGAGGCCACGCCGGUAAGGAGAUCUUCUCCUGCUCGGAGUGCGGGAUGUUGUGUGUAAGUAAAUCCCGUCUUAUUAUCCACCAGAGAAGUCACACCGGUGAAAGGCCCUAUUUAUGCUCCCAAUGCCACAAAGGAUUCGUAGUAAAGUCAGAACUUAUCAUCCACGAGAGAAGUCACACCGGUGAGCUGCCUUUUUCUUGCCCAGAGUGCGGGAAAGGUUUCACACGACACGGGAACCUCAGUAAUCACAUGAAAGUCCACACAGAGAAGAAGCCGUACCCCUGCACGGAGUGCGAUAGAUCCUUCAGCCGGAGAAAUGAAUUUGUUAUGCACCUGAACAAUCACACGGGGGAUCACCCUUUUUCAUGCUCAGUGUGCGAGAGAGGUUUUUCUCAUAAAGGAAGACUUCACCAACACGAGAGAACUCACAAGGGCUUCACACAACGAGGGAACUUAACUAAUGACUCGGAGGCCCAAACUCAAGAGAAGUUCUCCUGUCCAGAGUGUAAGAAAUCCUUCACCGGGAGAAGUGAAUUUGUUAUGCACCUGAGCUCUCACACGGGGGAUUAUCCUUUUUCAUGCUCAGUGUGCGGGAAAGGUUUCUCUCAUAGAGGAGAACUUCGCCUACACGAGAAAAUGCAUGAUGGUUUCACACAACAAGGAAACUCAACUAAUGACGUGAAAGUCCCCGUUCGAAAGAAGCCUUUCUCCUGUCCAGAGUGCAAGAAAUCCUUCAGCCGGAGACAUGAUCUUAUUAUGCACAUGAGCGUUCACACGGGGGAAUAUCCUUAUUCAUGUUCAGUGUGCGGGAAAGGUUUCGCUCAUAAAGGAAAACUUAACCUUCACAAGAGAACUCAUAAGAGUAAACAACCUUAAACCUGUUCAGAGUGCGGAGAAACCUACCUGGAAAAUUUCCUUCAACAUCUUAUUAAUAACACAACGGGCGGGGGGAGGUAGGAGGGGUGGGGGCGACAUGGCCAAGGUCUGAUACCUAGCAUACACAUCGUGUUCCCCCAGCACCACCAAUCCCACGACCCUUUUUUCAUCCGAUUACUAAACUAUGGAACUAUGGAGAUCGGAGAUCCUAGCCUAGAACCUGACCAAGUCUCGUUUUCAAAAUGCCAAGAUCUCGCUCCUCUCCAGGUAGAGGAGAUCCUUCACAGAGUUUCAGAAGAAUCUUUGAGAUAAUGGCAUGAAAUAAAGCUUCAUAUAUACCAGCCAAAUCCAUAUCCUGGAGGGAGAGACAACCAGAUUCUUUGAUGCCCCAGCACCACCAAUCCCAAGACCCUUUCUUAUCCGAUUACUAAACUAUGGAGAUCCUAGCCUAGAACCUGCCCAAGUCUUGUUUUCAAAAUGCCAUGAUCUCGCUCUUCCCCAAUUACGCUCCAGAGAUAGAGAAGCUACAGUAGAUCCUCCAGGGAGAUUAAGAUGAAUCUCCGGGAUAAAGACGUCAAAAAUGGCCUCAUAUAUCCCAGCCGACUCCAUAUCCUGAAGGAAGAGACAACCAGAUUUGUUGAUGCCCCAGCUGCCGCAUCCACCUCCUUGGACACCCACAAGCUCAAACAGGGGCUCCUCUGAUCAGCUUAUGUCAUUAUUGGAGACCACCUCAGUCUGGUCAGUCGAACUUUGUGUAUUCUCUUAUGAAAGCUCAGGGCAUUUCACUGCUUUGUUUUUCACCAUGAAAACUUACAUGCCGACCAGCUACUGAAGCCAGCCUCGUCUUUCUGUCAACAACAAGUUACCUUGACUCCUCUUUCUGACCCAACCAACCUCCAAAGUAAAUGGCAACUUGGCCUACCAGAUAUAAUUGAUGAGGACUGGACAGGAAUCGGUGUCUGUCAAAGGGAAGAUGAUACGGUUCUAAAUUCUUCAUAGAGCAGACUACACUCCCCAUAGGUUCAACAAAUUGAACCCUGUCCUAUCUUAUACCUGAUGGUGUUGCGGUCAUAGUGAUGGAGCCUUUUUUCAUAGACCUGCCCUUAUGUUUCUCUAUUCUGGAAGGAAGCGGUGGACUUCGGGCUUUGGCCCACCUCACUCCAACACAGAAAAUCUGCUUACUGGAUCUAGUAGAAGACAGUUUCCCCUAUUCUUGAAGGGCCACGUCCUAGGCUUACUGCUAUUUUGUGCCCGGAUGGCUAUCACCAUGACUUGGGGGGGGGGGGAAGGUUUUGGACACAUUUGGUAAACUCUAACCUUCCUCUAUAUUAAGACAUAUAUGAAAACGGGGGGUUGAGGGAAAAAUAUUCACCAAUGUCUAGAUAAAGUGGCUAGAGGAGCCAACGACGACUAUGGAUCCAGCCCAUUAAAGCUGAAUUCCAGGAACUCGGCUACUUUGUAAAAACUGCAGGAAUGCCAUGAGUUAGGUCUAAUGAGGUACGUACCGCUUCGUAUGACUUGUCUCUAUCCACACCUGACAGCUUUACUGUGCUUAUGGAGCUCCAACACACUGCUCACCUUGGUCUCCAUUCCUUCAAGAGCAAAGUCGCUGGAACUGCUAUGCCCUCCCCUCUUUCUGCCCAAUCACAGAAGCCUUUGUAUUAUGUGAAAAAAAAGGCUUCUGUGAAUGAGCCGGAGAAGGGUUUAGCUGCUCUUUUUCCUUAUCGUCCACUCACAGCCAAAGUGUAAUAAGCCUAUCUCAUAUAUUUACUACAGGUUCUUAUAUAGCGUCUUCAAUUUACACAGUGCUUUACACAUUCCCUUCAGUCCCUUCCCUUAAUGAGCUUACAAUCUAAGGUCCCUAACUCACAUUCUAGGGCCAAUUUUUGACUUGAGCCAACUAACCUCCCAUCAUAUCUUUGGAGUGUGGGAGGAAACCCAAGCAACGUCCAGGCAGGUAGUGGUAUGAUUGGGAUGCAAACCCAUGCCCCUAUUGCUGCUAGGCGGAAGUGCUAACCACUUAGCAACUGUGCUGCCCUUAUAAGUAACAGAUAUAAGUCCCGGAGGUGACAUGUACCGAACUGGAACUAACUCCGACUUCAAUGAUAUUGAAUGGGCUGAAAACAGACCCAACUCGGACCAAAGUAGUGCAGGAAACUUUUUCAAAG
Molecule: messenger RNA, 3575 nt
Organism: Rana temporaria (common frog)
Lineage: Eukaryota; Metazoa; Chordata; Amphibia; Anura; Ranidae
Product: gastrula zinc finger protein XlCGF57.1-like
Exons: 2
Coding region: 4-1407 (467 amino acids)
Source: RefSeq, a predicted model, not a curated record